AUGGCGAAAGAUUCCCAUAUAUUGCAAAAAGGUGCUGUCCUCCAGCACAUCGCCAAAGCUCAUCCUGAGAGGUCACCUGCCUCAAGGAAGCAUGAAAUCAUGAACAACCAUUCGUUGGGAAUGCUGAACUGCCGAACACUAUCGAGUGAACUUUCAACCUGUCUAGGCUUCUGCGAGAUCUCUUGCCGCGAUGCUGAUGAGGACAAAGUAGGUGGCUGCGCUAUAGCUGUGAGGAACGAUUACAACAACCUGGUGGAGGAAUUUGACUCAACGUCGUCUAGAUGCGCCUUUGCACGACUGAGGGAUCGCAGAGGACGUAAACUCUGGAUCGUAAGUGCUUACGCACCUAUGGAAAUCGCUGAGGACAACAACAGGGACGCCUUCUAUGGUGAACUCAAUGCGUUGAUAUCUAAAAUACCGAGCCAGCAGGUGGUCAUUGUCGGAAUCGACGCGAAUGCGAAAAUGGAACUCGAACAGCAAUCCGAUGUGCUGGGAAAAUGA
Molecule: messenger RNA, 501 nt
Organism: Necator americanus (New World hookworm)
Lineage: Eukaryota; Metazoa; Nematoda; Chromadorea; Rhabditida; Ancylostomatidae
Exons: 2
Coding region: 1-501 (166 amino acids)
Source: RefSeq, a predicted model, not a curated record